CAGCCCAAGGAUUCCUCGUCUCACACAGCAUCUCAUCCAGCACCAGCAACCAGCAGUUCUACCACAGAACUUGAACUCGAAUCCAGCUGAACAAUUUCUUGGGCUUUGAGAGAGAGAGGUUGAAGAAGGAAGGAAGAAGGAGGAGAGCGGGAUGGGCAUCGUGGACGUGGUGUCGGAGUACUGCUCGCUGCCGCGGGGUCGGCGGCACAUGAAGAAGCGGAAGCAGUUCCAGACGGUGGAGAUGAAGGUCCGCAUCGACUGCGAGGGCUGCGAGCGCAAGGUCAAGAAGGCCCUCGACGACAUGAAAGGCGUGAGCUCGGUGGAGGUGACGCCGAAGCAGAACAAGGUGACGGUGACGGGGUACGUGGAUCCGGCCAAGGUGAUGCGCCGGGUGGCGUACAAGACCGGCAAGCGGGUGGAGCCGUGGCCCUACGUGCCGUACGACGUGGUGGCGCACCCCUACGCCCCGGGGGCCUACGACAAGCGCGCGCCCGCCGGCUACGUCCGCAACGUCAUGAGCGACCCCUCCGCCGCGCCGCUCGCCAGGGCCUCCUCCACCGAGGCCAGGUACACCGCCGCAUUCAGCGACGAGAACCCCAACGCAUGCUCCGUCAUGUAGUAGUAGUAGUAGUCUUUGUAAUUGUAAGACUCCGGCCGGCGACCUUUUCUAGCUGCUCUGCUCCUCCAUGGCGUCGUUGGGAUAUCUAGAUAGUCUCUGUUGGUGUUUUCUUGUACUAUUUUUUAAACUAGAUUAGAAGAUGAAGAUGGGUCUGUAUUGUUGCUUCGGUUUGGUGUAAGAUAUGUUGGAUUUGGUGAGGAGAAGCUCCAUCAAUCUUGUUGUUUAUGCACAAUGUUCUCAAUCAGAUGGGCGUCGCAUGAUUGAUUUGGUA
Molecule: messenger RNA, 890 nt
Organism: Triticum dicoccoides
Lineage: Eukaryota; Viridiplantae; Streptophyta; Magnoliopsida; Poales; Poaceae
Product: heavy metal-associated isoprenylated plant protein 27-like
Exons: 2
Coding region: 152-619 (155 amino acids)
Molecular function (GO): metal ion binding
Source: RefSeq, a predicted model, not a curated record